Messenger RNA from Knipowitschia caucasica, 2103 nucleotides. The record is from the annotation of a GenBank genome assembly. NCBI's taxonomy places the organism in Eukaryota, Metazoa, Chordata, Actinopteri, Gobiiformes, Gobiidae.
AUGCCUCAGGGGGACAUAAACCUGGGUUUCCUGUCGCACUCGGAACAGGAGCUGAUCCUGGAGGUGCUGAGGAGAGACGAGGAGCUGCGACUGGCCGAGGAUCAGCGCAUACGGAAGCUGAAGAGUGACCUGCUGGACAUAAAGAGGAGAGGGGCGAAGCGUGGUAGUGGGAAGUACAGCCAGCGCGUCUGCGGCCGCUGCCUUCAGCCCGUGAGCCGCCUCUCCUCCGCUCAGUGCCGCAUGUGUCACCACGACGUGUGCCGUGGCUGCCGGACCCCAGUGGACUCCAAGGACUCCUGGCUCUGCAGCGUGUGUGCCAUGGAAUCGGAGAUCAAAAAGAGAACUGGUGAUUGGUUUUAUGAUCAGAGGGUGAACCGCUUCUCUGAAUGUCCUGGACACGACCUUGUGAGAACCUCCAUGAAGAAGAAACCUGCGCCGAUAAAAAAGCGUGAAACAACAAGUGAAGUGCUUCUGAGGAGCACAGAGGGCACUCUUCAGUCGGCUCCUGUCCCUCGGCCAAGACUCAAACUGGAAGCCACUCAAUUAGAAAGUAACGCUUCAAGUGAAAAGUCUGCGUCCAUCGCUUCAAGGGAAUCGUUAAAAUCCAGAGAGGACGUGUGGCCCGCUGCCGCCCACAGUGACACGGAGUCUGUGGAGGUUGCCAGUUUGAGCAGCAGUACGAUGGCGACUGAAUCUCACCACGUCACACCGGAGCUGCCCAGGAAAGGCAAUAAAGCACCAUCCGCUUUGGAAGAAUGCAGUGUCUCCACUUUUCCGCUUCCAGUGACAAUCGAGGUCACGGAUCACGAAGCAGACAGUCCAGAGAUGCGAAACCGCUGUGUAUCUCCAGACAUGGACGUUGAUCGACUUUUCAAGAAGAGUGUGAGGCGCACGCAAAGGACCCCCGAGUUCACAUCAACACUGGACCUCCGCGAUGAGCCGGACUCUCCUCCAGCCUCACUGGUUUCCAGGAGCAAGUCUGUCCCAGGCCUGGAUGCUGCCGAAGAAGAGGAGGAAGAUGAAGAUAUCGACAGCCUGGUUAGUUUCCACAAAAGGAACAUGGCUACCAGCUCCUCCAGCCUGAACAGCUCCAAGAGCACGCUGGGCAGCCUGAUGAGCAUCUACAGCGAGGCGGGGGACUUUGACAGCGUGGAAGUGAGCGGGGACCUGGUUUUCUCUCUCAAAUACGACGAACACACCCAGAGCCUGCUCGUCUUCAUUAAAGAGUGCCGCGGCCUGGCCUACGCCGAGUCCACACGCCAGCAGUCCAGCCCCUACGUCAAAUGCUACCUGCUGCCGGAAAAGUCCCGUCAGAGCAAAAGGAAAACCAGCAUCAAGAGACACACCGUUAACCCAGUCUUCAAUGAAACAUUGAAGUAUUCGAUGAGUCGGUCUCAGCUGUGUGACCGCUCGUUGCUCAUAUCGGUGUGGCAUCACGGACGCUUUAGCCGCAACACUUUUUUGGGGGAAGUGGAGAUCGCUCUCGACUGCAGAGACUUGGACUCUCAGACAGAGGAGACAGUCGCCCUAAUGUCAAAGGCUCCGUCUUCAGUCCCACUUGUUGCGCAGGACAAAGGAGAGCUGGUCAUUUCAUUAAAGUAUGUCACUCCUAAAACACAAACGCCAGUAAAGACUAAAGGUAAAAAGGCUCUGACUGAAGAGGGGGAGUUUCAUGUUCUCAUUAAAGAGGCAAAGAAUUUAGUAGGACUUAAACUGGGAGACACCGCAGAUAGCUUUGUAAAGGGGUACUUGUUACCAACAAAAGGAAAGUCCACCAAGAGGAAAACUCCUGUUGUGAGGAAAAACCUGAACCCUCAUUUUGACCAUACGUUUGUGUACAAAGACGUGGGCUUAGAGCAGCUGAAGGAGAUGUGCCUGGAGCUGACUGUGUGGGACCGAGAGGCUGUGUCCAGCAAUGAAUUUUUGGGCGGAGUGCGCCUCAGCACUGGAAAAGGUUCUGUGAAAAUAGGAAAAAGUGACGUCGAAAUGGACUCUGUAGGUGAAGAAGUAAGUCUCUGGCUCAAGAUGAUGCAAUACCCAGACUCGUGGGCAGAGGGCACUCUUCCACUGCGCGCAACAAUGGGAAAGUCCAAGGAAAAAUGA